Molecule: messenger RNA, 5745 nt
Organism: Pichia membranifaciens NRRL Y-2026
Lineage: Eukaryota; Fungi; Ascomycota; Pichiomycetes; Pichiales; Pichiaceae
Exons: 2
Coding region: 66-5708 (1880 amino acids)
Biological process (GO): long-chain fatty acid biosynthetic process
Cellular component (GO): fatty acid synthase complex
Molecular function (GO): fatty acid synthase activity; holo-[acyl-carrier-protein] synthase activity; magnesium ion binding
Source: RefSeq, a predicted model, not a curated record
CUGUUUACAAAACAUCUUCUUUGGCAUCUCCUCGCUUUCCAACUACAACUUCUCAAUUUAUCACAAUGAGACCAGAGGUACAACAGGAAUUAUCCCACAUUCUUUUGACAGAGCUUUUGGCUUAUCAAUUUGCUUCGCCUGUCAGAUGGAUUGAAACACAAGAUGUCUUCUUGAGAGACUACAACACCGAAAGAGUUGUUGAAAUCGGGCCUUCCCCAACUCUAGCUGGUAUGGCCACCAGAACAAUUAAAGCCAAAUUUGAAUCAUACGACGCUGCUUUGUCUUUACAAAGAGAAGUCUUAUGUUACUCAAAGGACCAAAAGGAGAUCUACUACACUCCAGAUGCUGCUGAUUUGGCUGAACCAGAGCCGGCUCCAGCUCCAGCUGCCGCCACUCCAGCGCCUGCUGCUGCCGCUGCUGCUGCUGCUCCAGCUGCUGCUGCUGCUCCAGCUCCAGCUCCAGCUGCUUCAGGCCCUGUUGCUGAUGUUGCUGAUGAGCCAAUCACCGCUGGCUUGGUCUUACACACACUAGUUGCUCACAAAUUGAAGAAGGCCUUGAAUGAUAUUCCAAUGUCCAAAGCUAUCAAGGACUUGGUUGGUGGUAAGUCCACUGUUCAAAAUGAAAUUCUAGGUGACUUGGGUAAAGAAUUCGGUACUACCCCUGAGAAGCCAGAAGACACUCCAUUACAAGAGUUAGCAGACCAAUUCCAGGACACCUUUAAUGGAAGUUUGGGUAAGCAAACCUCUUCUUUGGUCGCUAGACUGAUGUCCUCAAAAAUGCCUGGUGGUUUCUCUGUUGGUGCUGCAAGAAAAUACUUACAAUCGAGAUGGGGCUUUCAAUCUGGUAGACAAGACGCCGUUUUGUUACAUGCCUUAACGAACGAACCAGCUCAAAGAUUAGCUACCGAAGCUGAUGCCAAAGCAUUCUUCGACACAAUGACUCAAAAGUAUGCUGCUUCCGAAGGUUUGUCCCUUUCAUCUGCUGCAUCCGCUGCUGCCUCUGGCGGUGCUGGCGGUGCUGUCAUUGAUUCAACUGCCUUAGAUGCUGUCACCAAGGAGUCAAAGGAAUUGGCACGUCAACAAUUGCAAACUUUAGCAAGAUAUUUGAAGCUUGACCUAACUAAGGGCGACAGAUCUCUUAUCAAAGAGAAGGAAGCUUCAAAAGUUUUACAAGCUGAAUUGGACUUGUGGGCCGAAGAACAUGGUGAGUUCUACGCUUCUGGUAUUAAACCAGUUUUCUCACCUCUUAAGGCCAGAACUUAUGACUCCUACUGGAACUGGGCUAGACAGGAUGCCUUAUCUAUGUACUUUGACAUUAUUUUCGGCAAGUUGACUUCUGUCGACAGAGAAACUGUUACACAAUGUAUUAACAUCAUGAACAGAGCAAACCCAACGCUGAUCAAAUUCAUGCAAUACCACAUUGACCAUACUCCAACAGAAAAGGGUGAAACUUAUGAUCUAGCCAAAAAAUUAGGUCAGCAAUUAAUUGACAACUGUUCCGAGAUGCUUACAAAGAAACAAAACCCAGUCUACAAGGAUGUUUCUUACCCAACUGGUCCAAAAACUUCUGUUGAUGUCAAAGGUAACGUUAACUACGAUGAAGUUCCAAGGGAUGCAUGUAGGAAGUUCGAGCAAUAUGUUUACGAAAUGGCACAAGGUUGUGCCUUGACCAAAGAAGAGAAGCCAACCAUCGAGGAAGAUUUGGCUAAUGUUUACAAGGCUUUAUCUAAGCAAGCCACAUCCGAGAACCAAUUGAAGAUUGAAACUUUAUACAAGCAAUUGAUUGAAUUUGUUGGAAAGAACUCAGAAAUUGAAGUUUCUAAGACUACCACUUCAAUUUUAGAUACCGCAUCUGAUGAGGGUGAUGAAACCGAUGAAAUUGCUUCAUUGAAGGAUUUCAAUGAAAUCAACAAGCCUGUUUCAUCUAGUAUUCCACCAGAAACAAUUCCAUUCCUUCACAUCAAGAGCAAGACUAGACUUGGAUCUUGGGUUUAUGAUAAGGCUAAAUCAUCAGCAUUUUUGGAUGGUUUAGAAAAAUCAGCUGUCAAUGGUAUUUCCUAUAACGGCAAGUAUGCCUUAAUCACCGGUGCUGGUGCUGGUUCUAUCGGUGCUGAAGUCAUGCAAGGCUUAUUAUCCGGUGGUGCCAAAGUUGUUGUUACCACUUCCAGAUUUUCCAAGAAGGUCACUGAAUACUACCAAUCUCUGUACUCCAGAUUUGGUGCUUCAGGUUCCACUUUGGUUGUCGUUCCAUUCAACCAAGGUUCCAAACAAGAUGUUGAAGCCUUAGUCAACUUUAUUUAUGACGAUGUCAAGAAGGGUGGCCUUGGUUGGGACUUAGACUAUGUUAUUCCUUUUGCUGCAAUUCCUGAAAUGGGUAUUGAGGUUGAAAACCUGGGUUCUAAGUCUGAACUGGCUCACAGAAUUAUGUUGACCAACUUGUUGAGAUUAUUAGGAGAAGUUGCAAGUCACAAGAGAGUUAAUAAUGUUCAAACUAGACCUGCUGAAGUUAUUCUUCCAUUAUCUCCAAACCACGGUACUUUCGGUUCUGAUGGUUUAUACUCCGAAUCUAAGUUAGCUUUGGAGACCUUAUUCAACAGAUGGCACUCUGAAUCCUGGUCAUCUUUCUUGACCAUUUGUGGUGCUGUCAUUGGUUGGACAAGAGGUACUGGUUUAAUGUCCGGUAACAACAUGAUUGCAGAAGGUAUCGAAAAGUUAGGUGUAAGAACUUUCUCCCAAAAGGAAAUGGCUUUCAACAUUUUAGGUUUAAUGACUCCUGAAGUUGUUAGAAUGUGUGAAGAUGGUCCAGUUAUGGCUGAUUUGAAUGGUGGUUUACAAUUCAUUGAAAACUUGAGAGAGUUUACUAAUGAGCUUAGAACUGACAUCAACAACACUUCUGACAUUAGAAGAGCUGUUUCAAUAGAAACUGCAAUUGAACAUAAGGUUGUUAACGGUGAAAAUGCGGACGCUCCAUUCAACAAAGCUAACAUUGAUCCAAAGGCUAACAUGAAGUUCGAGUUCCCUGAAUUACCAUCUUAUUCCUCUGUCAAGUCCAGAGCUCCUGAGUUAGAAGGCAUGUUAGACUUGGACAGAGUUGCUGUUGUCACUGGUUUUGCUGAAGUCGGUCCAUGGGGUAACUCUAGAACUAGAUGGGAAAUGGAAGCCAACGGUGAGUUCUCCUUAGAAGGUUGCAUUGAAAUGGCCUGGAUCAUGGGUUUCAUCAAGUAUUUCAAUGGUAAUAUCAAGGGUAAGCAAUACACUGGUUGGGUUGAUAGUAAGACCAGCCAACCAGUUGCUGAUAUUGAUAUCAAGAAGAAGUACGAAGACCAAAUUUUGGAGCACACUGGUAUUAGAUUGAUUGAACCAGAAUUAUUCCAUGGUUAUGAUCCUAACAAGAAGGAAUUUAUUCAAGAAGUUGUUAUUCAACAUGACCUGGAGCCAUUUGUCACUGAUAAACCUACUGCUCUGCAAUACCAAUUACAACAUGGUGAAUUAGUUGAGAUUUUCCCAGAUGAAUCUGGUGAAGAAUAUACCGUCAAGAUCAUGAAAGGUGCCAAGUUGUAUAUCCCUAAGGCAUUGAGAUUUGACAGAUUAGUUGCUGGUCAAAUUCCAACUGGUUGGAAUGCAAAGAACUAUGGUAUUUCUGAUGAUAUCAUCGAUCAAGUGGAUCCAAUUACUUUGUACGUUUUGGUUGCUACUGUUGAAGCAUUAUUGAGUGCCGGUGUUACCGACCCAUACGAGUUCUACAAGUAUGUUCACGUUUCUGAAGUCGGUAAUUGUUCUGGUUCUGGUAUGGGUGGUGUCUCUGCUUUGAAGGGUAUGUUCAAGGAUAGAUUCAAAGACUUACCGGUUCAGAAUGAUAUUUUACAAGAAUCUUUUAUCAACACAAUGUCUGCAUGGGUUAACAUGUUGCUAUUGUCAUCAUCUGGUCCAAUCAAGACACCAGUUGGUGCAUGUGCAACUGCCUUGGAAUCCGUUGAUGUCGGUGUUGAGACAAUCAUGUCAGGUAAGGCUAAAAUUGUUUUAGUUGGUGGUUAUGAUGACUUUCAAGAAGAAGGCUCAUAUGAGUUCGGUAAUAUGAAUGCUACUUCCAAUGCUGUUGACGAGUUUGCGCAUGGUAGAACCCCAUCUGAAAUGUCUAGACCUGCUACUACCAGUAGAAAUGGUUUCAUGGAAGCUCAAGGUUCAGGUAUACAAGUUGUUAUGACUGCCUCCCUAGCUUUACAAAUGGGUGUUCCAAUCUAUGCUAUCAUUGCAAUGACUUCCACUGCAACAGAUAAGAUUGGUAGAUCGGUUCCAGCACCAGGUAAGGGUAUCUUAACCACUGCCAAGGAAUAUCACGGUGAAAGCAAGUACACUUCUACAAAAAUGGAUAUCAAAUACAGAUCCAGACAAUUAAAGAAUAGAGUUGCACAGGUCAAGGCCUGGACUGAAUCUGAACUGGAAUACAUUCAAGAAGAGGCAGAAUCUUUGGCCACCUCCGAUGCUUCAUUCGACAGAACUGAAUUUUUGAAGGAAAGAACUGAAGAAAUUGAAAGAGAUGCUACCAGACAAAUCAAAGAUGCUCAAAGGUCUUACGGUAAUGAAUUCUGGAAAAAUGAUCCAAGAAUCGCUCCUCUCAGAGGUUCGUUAGCAACAUUCAACUUGACUGUUGACGAUUUGGGGGUUUGUUCUUUCCACGGUACCUCUACUAAGGCCAACGAUAAGAACGAGUCUGCAACCAUUGAUAAGAUGAUGGAACAUUUAGGUAGAACUGAAGGUAACCCAGUUUAUGGUGUUUUCCAGAAAUACCUGACUGGUCAUCCAAAGGGUGCUGCCGGUGCAUGGAUGUUGAAUGGUGCAAUUCAAAUCCUAAACUCCGGUACUGUUCCAGGUAACAGAAACGCAGACAAUAUUGAUAAGAUUUUAGAAGAUUUCAAAUAUGUUUUGUUCCCAUCUAGAACUAUUCAAACAGACGGCAUUAAAGCAGUUUCUAUUACCUCUUUUGGUUUCGGUCAAAAGGGUGGUCAAGCUGUUGUUGUUCAUCCAGAAUAUUUGUUUGCAUCUUUGUCCAGGGACGAAUAUGAAUCCUAUGCUGCUAAGGUUAAUUCAAGACAUAAGAAGUCUUAUGCAUACAUCCAUAAUGCUAUUAUCAACAACACUAUGUUUGUUGCUAAGGACCAUGCUCCAUAUACCGACGACCAAGAGCAAAAGGUUUACUUGGAUCCAUUAGCAAGAGUUUCAUUGGAUGGUACCAACAAGUACACUUUCACCGACAAGGAAUUGCAAAGAGCUGGAAAGUAUGUCUCUGAAUCUGCAGGUAAAACUGCCGAUAUUCUAAGCAAGUUGACUUCACAACAUGCUGGUUCUAAGGGUGUUGGUGUUGAUGUCGAAUUGAUCUCUGAAAUCAACAUUGACAAUGAGACUUUCAUUGAAAGAAACUUCACUGUUGAAGAAAUCAAAUACUGCAAUGCUGCUGCAAACCCAAGAUCCUCAUUUGCAGGUGCUUGGUCUGCCAAAGAAGCUGUGUUCAAGUCUUUAGAAGUUGAUUCUAAGGGUGCUGGUGCCUCUUUGAAGGAAAUUGAGAUUUUGCACGAUGAUAAGGGGGCCCCAAUUGUCAAGUUGGCUGGUGCUGCUCAAACUGCAGCUUCAAAGAGCGGUGUCAAGAACGUCAAAGUUUCAAUCUCUCACGACGAUGUCCAAUCCAUCGCUGUUGCAAUUUCUGAGUUUUAAUUGUUAUUCUUUCAUAUAGUUUAAAUAAAAUAUGCAA